AUGCACUGGGAGUGGCGUGGGUGUCCUUCCGCCUGGAAGAGUCAAUACCUUGGUCACACUAGAUCUGCUACGAUAAUCUUGGAAGUAGUAGCCUCGUACGACUUAUGGAUUUGGCAUGCAUUUUUCAGUAUGGCUGGUUCCCAUAAUGACAUUACUAUAUUACGACACUCUCAUAUUUUCGACGAUUUCAUAAGAGGUCGCACGCCAAAUGUACCAUUCAUUGUCAAUGGAUCCGUUUACCACACGCCCUAUUAUCUGACUGAUGGAAUUUAUCCGCAAUAUGCUGCACUAAUGCAAUCAAUCCCUCAUCCACACACACCAGUGGAACAAGUAUUUGCAAGAACACAUGAGAGUGUUCGAAAGGAUGUCGAGCGUGCCUUUGGUGUUCUACAAGCUAAAUGGGGCAUCACAAAGGGACCAGUUCGUUACUACAAGACUUCUUAG
Molecule: messenger RNA, 444 nt
Organism: Tripterygium wilfordii
Lineage: Eukaryota; Viridiplantae; Streptophyta; Magnoliopsida; Celastrales; Celastraceae
Exons: 1
Coding region: 1-444 (147 amino acids)
Source: RefSeq, a predicted model, not a curated record